GAUCAAUGUGGCGACAGACCGAUCCGGAUAUGAAAAAAUCCGGAUAUCAAAACCACUUCUUUUAUAGUCUCUGAAACGUUUUCUCCUUCAUAUAUUUCAGUAAUCAGCGCUGUCAAUAACGUUCGUCGAUGGACACGUUUUAUAGAUUCUACAAUACAUUAUUUCGCCAUAUUUUAGUUCUUUUGGGUCGGUUGCAUUGUCCAACAGCAGGACUGCCUUUCUCCGGGGAUUUUGGUAGAUACGGACGGCAGAACCACCUGGAUAUGGGGAGGUCCGGAUAUGAGCGGGUACGGAUGUGGCAGGUUGUACUGUAUUUAAAAAAAUUAAAAUUAAUAUAAAUGUUUAAUAAAAUCAAUUAUUAACAAUAAACUUUUUAAUUUACCAGGAAGAGAAUGGCAAUCCUCCGAAAGCCGAUAUCCAUAUCUACGAUGGCUUCUAUUUGCUCCACACAUUGAAAAAUGUACCUAAUACAUACGGGAAAAUUUCAAUGUAUAUUUUUAAGCUGUUGGUAUCAGAUAAAAAAGAAGUCCACAUUAUAUUUGACAAAUUCAACGAUCCAAGUAUAAAAGAUUAUGAACACCGCCAAAGAGGAGAGGAUGAUACCGUUCAUAGCGUGCAUAAAAACAAUAAGCGACCCUCUGAUUUUGGGAAACUGUUAAGAAGUAAAAAUUUCAAAGAAAGUUUCGUUGAAUUUUUAAUCGAUGAUUGGACUGAUGAUUGUUUUGUUAUUUUAUGCCAAGAUAAAAUAGUCAAGUUAAGUUAUGGAACUUCCUGUUACUCUUACCAAGUACAUGAAAAUCAUAUUAAAAAAACUACAGAUUACAACUUAUGUUGCUUUCACGAAGAAGCAGAUACCAAGAUUAUGUACCACAUAUGCCAACUGCCUAAUAAUUACAACGUUGAAGUCCAUUGCACUGACUCGGAUAUACCAGUAAUUAUUCUUGCAAAUAUGAAAUAUUUAAAAGCAGAUAUUCAAAUUACGGUAAAUAUGUGUUCGAACAAAAAAAGAGAGUAUUUGAAUAUGAAUAAAAUUUACCAAGGAUUAGGUGACAAAUUAGCAAGAGCCCUAACCGUUUGUCACAUAUUUACGGGUAAUGAUUUUAAUCCAGCUUUUUACAGAAAAGGGAAAAAAAGACCAUUUGCCAUACUAAAAAAAAAACAAUCGUAUCAAGAUGCUUUUAUGCAGCUACUAGAAACGGUGCCGAAAUAUUUGGAUACAGAACACGAAGUAUUUAAAUCUAUUGAAGAGUAUGUAUGCCAAAUAUAUAGUUUAAAUACAAAAAAUGAUAUCGAUAAAGGCAGAUUCGAAGUAUUUGAAAGAAAAUAUAAAAAUAAAAAUGAAAAUGACAAAAUUUGGAGAAAAAACCUAAAAGGGUUCGACGCAUCAAAUCUUCCACCAACCAAAAAAGAGUUAUUGCAACAUAUAAAACGAACCAUUUAUAUCAGUAACGUGUGGUGCAAUGCUCACCUGAGGCGACCUACAGACCUUGAUAUUCAAGAGUGCGGGUGGUUAAAUAUCGAUGGCAGCUUUGAGUUUUUUUGGUUCGAUGGCGAGCAGUGUCCCACAUUCCGAGAGAUAGCUGCUCAUUCAGUUUCCACUUCUGAUGAUCAGGAUGAGGGGGAGCCGUCUUCCGAUGAGAGUGAAGAUGAACAAAAUUUGUACCUAUCUGAAGAUUCAGAAUUUGAAGAUAACGAUAAUUAAUCAACAAUUUAUGUAUUUUUAAGAAUUAUUUGUUACAUAAUAUUUGAUGUUUUUUUCAUUGUAUAUGUAUACAAGAAUAAAAAAACUGCUAAACGCCGUAAAAAUGAGUGGCGCAUACAAUAUUCCAGCUACAAAUGAACUGAUAUAAAUAUUACGUGGCGCAAGAAUGUAUUUUCAUUUUGAUCGAAAAUAAAAUUCUAGUUUUAUUUUAAAAGAUGUUUCCAUAAUCAUGCUCAUUUGUAGCUGGAAUAUUGUAUGCGCCACUUAUUUUUACAGCGUUUAGCAAUUUUUUUAUUCUUGUAUCAGGAGUUUUUCAAAGUUAUUUAUAAAUUAAAUGUAUGA
This is a messenger RNA of Diabrotica virgifera virgifera (western corn rootworm), 2044 nucleotides long. RefSeq lists its product as uncharacterized. The record is from RefSeq and is a predicted model, not a curated record. The coding region runs from base 488 to 1702 and encodes 404 amino acids. The transcript is spliced from 2 exons. NCBI's taxonomy places the organism in Eukaryota, Metazoa, Arthropoda, Insecta, Coleoptera, Chrysomelidae.